Messenger RNA from Leptopilina heterotoma, 747 nucleotides. RefSeq lists its product as uncharacterized. The transcript has 3 exons. The coding region runs from base 163 to 468 and encodes 101 amino acids. The record is from RefSeq and is a predicted model, not a curated record. NCBI's taxonomy places the organism in Eukaryota, Metazoa, Arthropoda, Insecta, Hymenoptera, Figitidae.
UAUGAGCCAGGCCACCUGAUUUCUAUAUAAGAAACACCGUCACGGAUCGUGCAUUCAGUUUCCUACCAUUCAAAUAUACACACCGGAGUUAAUUCUAAGAAGAUUGAUUCAUUUUUUUUUCUAAAUUUAAUCAGUGUUUUUAAUUUUUAUAUUUUAGAUAAAAUGCAAAAGCUUUUCAUCAUUUGCAUUCUAAUAGCAGGGGAAUGCUUGGCUGCACCGCAAUUUAUUAUCGAACGAUCAUCAUCUUUGUUCAGUCAUCCUGCGGUUGUCGUUAAUUCCGAAAUGGAAGACGCUUUACCAAAUGAAUUGAGAAAUGAUUUUUACAAAAAUCCUCUCAUUGCUGCUGGCCUGGCAAAAGAGUCUUUGCUCACGGGGAAAGAAAUGCAGGUGAACCAUCGUGAUGCCGAUGAUAUUCCCAGAGAACGAGUAUACAGUAUUCUCCAUAAUGCUGGUUUCGUUAGAAGAUAAUACGACAAAAAAAAAUAAGAAUUCAACAUUUCCACUAUCCAUUAUAAUCGCAAACUCCAUUUAAAGUAUUAUUUAUUAUGCAUUGCCAUAUUAUUAUCUAAUGUCGAAAAUGUCAAAUACAUUUUUUACUACACAAUGCCAUAUACAUAGAAUAAUUGUAGUAAAUCAAAAUCCCCCAAAUAGUAGACGAAAAUAAAAUUUCAAUACUUUACAAUUUUUCCCAAUGUAAUGUUUUUUUUUAUAAACGAUUAUUGUAAAUACAUACAUUUAAUUUUACUA